CCGGGUCAGAGUGUGUACUUCAUGUUAGCUAACAGGUUCCUCUCAAAGUGUUGCCUUUGGCAUGUCUCAUUUCUAAAAAGAAGAUUCGUGUUUCCAUGAUUUUCUUCUUUUAUUUAUCUUGUCGCCGGUCAUGAUCAGGUCAGUGCUGCUGAGCAGGUUAACCUCCCACAUCCUGUCUUGUACCAGAGGAUCAUGUGAAUUUACAGGUCGGAUACCUUACGGUGUGCAGCCUCGUUCACCAGGUCACACACCCAUCCAGCAGAGCUGCCAUGGACCUCUUAUACCUAAAAUCACAGCCCUGGUCAGGUACUCGGACUUGUCCACACAGAAAUAUACAAUGAUUUACACCCUGCCGCACAUUAAGUUCCUCAGAGCCGUGUCCAGACUCAAACUGCUCCAAACUGCAAUCACCACGGUCAUCUUGCCCCCAGUUUUCAUCCUCUACCUCCUUGGAGACGUCUCCUUCUUUCUUGUUAGCUACACAACGGGGAUAGCGCUGUUCGCUGGUGUCAUGCUGUACACUGCCAGUCACUUCUUCAGGAGGGUUGUGGGGAUGAUGUACCUGGACCCGUCCCAGACCACGCUCAAAGUGUCCCACCUCACCUUCUGGGGCAGGCGCCAUGAUAUCUACCUGCCUGUGUCAGAUGUUAUGACCAUCGGAGAUACAGGGGACUCCGUAAACGAGACGAUAUUGAAACUAAAGAGAUACAGCAGUCCACAGACACUGUAUUUCUCCACUCAUUUUGGACGUGUGGUGGACAAACAGGGUUUUGAGAAGGUGUUUGGAACUUAAAAAAUAUAAAUAAUUUGUUGUACGGAUGUGGAUGGUAAUAAUCAAGAGUGAAUUCUCCUAAUUAUUAUGCUCAAAAUAUAACUUGUUAUAAUGAGAAGGAUCCGUUCUCCAUGAAAAAUAGUUAAUCAAAACGUAAAGAUUAUACAGUGUAAGACUGUCGCUGGUAUAAUUUGUGAUAUGUUUUAUGUAAUAUGUUAGCUGUUAUUGGUCUGAAGCUUGUGAUUGAAAAGUAAGGAUGCAUAUUUGCGGGCCUCAGCAGGACUGUGGCCUUUAGAGUGGAACAACAUGCCAAGUGACCAGUGUUGGCAGUAAUAUGUUAAGAGUACUCAGAUUACUUUUGUUUGGUAACCACUGACUUAAUGUGUGAAGCAGAAAAAAAAGUAAAAUAAAAUCAAAGUCUCCUUGGUACAA
This is a messenger RNA of Siniperca chuatsi (mandarin fish), 1204 nucleotides long. RefSeq names its product transmembrane protein 186 (gene tmem186). The record is from RefSeq and is a predicted model, not a curated record. NCBI's taxonomy places the organism in Eukaryota, Metazoa, Chordata, Actinopteri, Centrarchiformes, Sinipercidae. Bases 131 to 793 code for a protein of 220 amino acids. Gene Ontology annotation, cellular component: mitochondrion. The transcript has 2 exons.